This is a messenger RNA of Calliphora vicina (urban bluebottle blowfly), 606 nucleotides long. RefSeq names its product plutonium (gene plu). The transcript has 3 exons. Gene Ontology annotation, molecular function: protein binding. The record is from RefSeq and is a predicted model, not a curated record. The coding region runs from base 52 to 489 and encodes 145 amino acids. NCBI's taxonomy places the organism in Eukaryota, Metazoa, Arthropoda, Insecta, Diptera, Calliphoridae.
UUAACAUGUGUUACCCAAAAUGAUAUCAUUUCAUUGCGCAUUGUCUGCACGAUGGCCCGUGAUAAGAAACAUGAACUGGAGCAGGCCGAUUACUAUGGCAAUACUGCAUUGUUAAAGGCCUGCUACUUGGGUAGUUUGGAGGCGGUCAUAACCCUUCUGCAAUUUGGAGCCGACAUCAAAGUUGUUAAUCAUUAUGGUCAAAAUGCCUUAACAUUGGCCACUUGUAGCGGCAAUCUAAAAAUAAUUUGUGAACUUUUACGCUAUUGCACCUAUAAGGAAUUUAAUAAAACCACUUUGACACCAGCUUUGUGUGUGGCCACGUUGCGCCAAAAUUGGCAAUUAGUUAAAUUUUACAAGGAACUGGAUCAUCCUCAUAGUGAGGAUAUACAAACAGCACAUGGUUUAAAUUACGAGGACAUUAUGGGCUUUUUAAAAUUACGCAAUAUGAGCACAUGUCAACAUAACCACCAAAAACAUAUGCAUAUUUAAGUGUUUUUUAUACUUUAUUAUUAUUACCAUAAUUGUUUGUUAUUAAAAUUAUUACUUAUUUUGUGAGGCUUGUUCUUUUCUUUAUGUUCAUUUUAUAUUUUAUUUAUUGUGUAGCUA